AUGUCUGCGAGGGACAAUGGUUCAGAGGUGAUCGAGUUCAUCUUGCUAGGCUUCUCGGGCUCCCAGGGACUCCAUCUAAGCCUACUGGUGCUGUUCCUGCUGGCAUACAUGCUGACUGUCACGGAAAACGUGGUCGUCAUGGCCGUGAUCUGCACCAGCCCCCUCCUGCACAAGCCCAUGUACCUGUUCCUCAGCCACCUGUCCUUCCUGGAGACCUGGUACAUCUCAGUCACUGUGCCCAAGAUGCUGCUCAGCCUGGUGGCCCCCAAGUUCCGCCGCAUCUCCUUCGCUGGCUGCAUGGCCCAGCUGUACUUCUUCCUGGCGCUGGCCUGCACUGAGUGCGUGCUGCUGAGCGUCAUGGCCUAUGACCGAUACGUGGCCAUCUGCAGCCCCCUACGCUACCCCACUAUCAUGCAUCCCGGGCUCUGCAGCCUGCUGGCCACCGGCUCCUGGCUCUCGGGCUUCAGCAUCUCGCUGGGGAAGGUCUUCUUCAUCUCCCGCCUUGGCUACUGUGGCCCCAACAUCAUGAACCACUUCUUCUGUGACGUGUCCCCCCUGCUCAACCUAGCCUGCUCAGACAUGUCUGUUGCGGAGCUCGUGGACUUCGUGCUGGCCCUGCUCAUUCUGCUGGGGCCGCUGCUGCUCACCGUGUCCUCCUAUGUCAAAAUCCUCAGUGCCGUGCUGCGCAUCCCAUCCUCCACUGGCCGCCACAAGGCCUUCUCCACCUGCGCCUCUCACCUGGCCGUGGUGGUCAUCUUCUACUCAGCCUCUCUCUUCACGUACGCCCGGCCGCGUGCCGUCUACUCCUUUGACUACAACAAGCUGGUGUCCGUGGUUUACACGGUGCUCACGCCUCUCGUCAACCCCAUCAUCUACUGCCUGCAUAACCAGGAGGUGAAGACGGCACUGCGCAGGGUGGCACAGAAGGUGGCCCAGGCCCUGGGGGCCUCCACCUAG
This is a messenger RNA of Trichechus manatus latirostris (Florida manatee), 957 nucleotides long. Its product is annotated as olfactory receptor 226-like. The transcript has a single exon. The record is from RefSeq and is a predicted model, not a curated record. Gene Ontology annotation, cellular component: membrane. NCBI's taxonomy places the organism in Eukaryota, Metazoa, Chordata, Mammalia, Sirenia, Trichechidae. Gene Ontology annotation, biological process: G protein-coupled receptor signaling pathway. The coding region runs from base 1 to 957 and encodes 318 amino acids. Gene Ontology annotation, molecular function: olfactory receptor activity; G protein-coupled receptor activity.